Molecule: messenger RNA, 1631 nt
Organism: Neltuma alba
Lineage: Eukaryota; Viridiplantae; Streptophyta; Magnoliopsida; Fabales; Fabaceae
Product: CDPK-related protein kinase-like
Biological process (GO): protein phosphorylation
Molecular function (GO): protein kinase activity; ATP binding
Source: RefSeq, a predicted model, not a curated record
AUGACAACGGCAAUUGCAAUUGAAGAUGUUAGAAGGGAGGUGAUAUUACGAGCCUUAACUGGACACAAUAAUCUGGUGCAAUUCUAUGAUGCAUUUGAAGACCAAGAUAAUGUCUACAUUGUAAUGGAGUUAUGUGAAGGAGGCGAGCUGUUAGAUAGAAUACUUUCAAGAGGUGGGAAAUACUCAGAAGAUGACGCAAAAGCUGUCUUGAUACAAAUAUUGAAUGUUGUUGCGUUCUGUCAUCUUCAGGGUGUGGUGCACAGAGAUCUUAAGCCAGAGAAUUUUUUGUAUGUGUCAAAGGAUGAGAAUGCUGAAUUAAAAGCUAUUGACUUUGGAUUAUCAGACUUUGUCAAACCAGAUGAAAGGCUCAAUGAUAUUGUGGGUAGUGCAUACUAUGUGGCUCCUGAAGUUCUACAUAGAUCUUACAGUACAGAAGCUGAUGUGUGGAGUAUCGGCGUGAUAGCUUAUAUUCUCUUAUGUGGUAGUCGUCCAUUUUGGGCACGAACAGAGUCUGGUAUAUUUAGGGCUGUUCUGAAAGCUGAUCCAAGCUUUGAUGAACCUCCUUGGCCGUCCUUAUCUUCAGAAGCAAGAGAUUUUGUUAAGCGCCUGUUGAAUAAGGACCCAAGGAAGCGAAUAUCAGCUGCCCAGGCUCUAAGUCAUCCUUGGAUUAGGAAUUUCAACAAUGUAAAAGUUCCUCUUGAUAUUUUAAUAUUUAAGCUCAUGAAGGCCUAUAUGCGAUCAUCAUCCUUGCGCAAGGCUUCUUUAAGGGCGUUGUCAAAGACAUUGACUGCUGAUGAGCUCUAUUAUUUGAAGGAGCAAUUUGCUCUGCUGGAGCCCAGCAAAAAUGGCAGCAUAACAUUAGAAAACAUCAGCAUGGCGCUGAGGAAACACGCAACAGAUGCCAUGAAAGAGUCCCACAUUUCUGACUUUAUGGCCUCGCUAAACUCAUUACAAUAUAGAAGAAUGGGUUUUGAAGAAUUUUGUGCGGCUGCAUUAAGUGUGUAUCAGCUUGAAGCCCUUGAUCGCUGGGAACAACAUGCACGCUGUGCAUAUGAAAUUUUUGAGAAAGAUGGAAACAGAGCUAUUGUCAUUGAAGAACUUGCUUCAGAACUUGGACUUGGCCCUUCUAUCCCUGUUCAUGUUGUACUUGUCGAUUGGAUAAGGCACACUGAUGGGAAGCUAAGCUUUCUUGGGUUUGUCAAAUUGUUACAUGGUGUAUCUGGCAGAACUCUUUCAAAGGUGCAAUAGAAGAGUACAGCAAUGGCUCUCGGAUAUACAGAAAUUUCUCAGCUAUUUGUGCUGCAAAUGCAAUAAUAUGUUGACUGUAUAUUAACAUUAUCUGCUGAUAGUUCACUUGAUAUCUGGUGCUGUUGCAAGCACAUCCCUUUACAGUAUAGUUGCACAGGACAUGAUGAUUCAUACCCAUUUGUUCACGCUAGAGCUCCAAUUGUUCAAGACAUUGAGUUCAGGCAUGAAUUGUAGAGUUAAGAGAAAUGGGUGGUAACAAUUUCAUGUAACUUUAUCAAGAAAUGCUCCUGUAUAUACGAUCUUUGUAAUAAUUCUAGUGUCAACUCGUAAUGCAUAUCCUAAUUUUUUUGUUUCUAUGAAUCAAUUACUUUGCUUUGCUGCAA